This is a messenger RNA of Seriola dumerili (greater amberjack), 1807 nucleotides long. RefSeq names its product phosphatidylinositol 4-phosphate 5-kinase-like protein 1. Gene Ontology annotation, biological process: phosphatidylinositol metabolic process. Gene Ontology annotation, molecular function: phosphatidylinositol kinase activity. Lineage: Eukaryota; Metazoa; Chordata; Actinopteri; Carangiformes; Carangidae. The coding region runs from base 13 to 1314 and encodes 433 amino acids. The transcript is spliced from 10 exons. The record is from RefSeq and is a predicted model, not a curated record.
AAGAACGUCCAGAUGGCCCAGACAACAGCUGCUGGCACCUCCGGAGCAGCCAGGCGAAGAUACUGGUGGCAGCUGAGACGACGAUGGAGGAUGCUAGGGGUGUUUGAGAUCAACCCAGAGCACGAGUUCUACCAUCUGACAUCCGUGAUGAAAGACGGCAUGCGUGCUUUAACUCAGGCCUCUGUGGACACAGCAGGCCAGGAUACACUCACAGCUGAACAUUUCAAAGCGGAGGAAACUCAAACCCAUGAGGGGUUUGAGAUACAGACGUUUGCCGCACCAGUGUUUGCUAAACUCAGGCGUUCGUUGGACAUCACAGAGGAGGAAUACAUGAACUCCCUCUGCUUAGGUGGCUGCUACCUCCAGUUCGUCAGCAACUCCAAAAGCAAGGCGGAUUUCUUUGUCACGAAUGACAAGAGGUUCUUCCUGAAGACCCAGAGCAGGCGCGAGGUCAGGUUCCUCCUGUCCAAUCUGCAGGCGUAUAUGGACCACCUGGAGAAAUACCCUCAUUCAUUGAUGGUGAGAUUUCUAGGUGUCCACAGGAUUGUCAUUCCGAAUCAAAUAAAGAAGUACUUCAUUGUGAUGCAGAGUGUGUUUUACCCCGAUGAGAGGAUCAAUAUUAGAUACGACAUUAAAGGCUGUGAGGUGGGUAGAUGGACGAGCCCUGACACAGGGGGAAAACAAAUAAUAAAAGUGUUGAAGGACAAUAACUUUGAAGGACAGAGCAUUGUAUUAGGUCAAGAGAAGUCCUGGUUUGCCAAUCAAGUGAAGGCGGAUGCUGCCUUUCUUCAAGAGCUUAAUGUGCUGGACUACAGUCUCCUGCUGGCUCGACAACCACUGCACCAAGAUGAGCUCGAUGGGAAACACUCAUUGGCAAAUAUUGUUAUUCGUGCCACAAAGUCUGUGGACUUGGAUGUCAGCCCCACUGGGUCAGACCCUUCCACCAUUCCACUACUGGGUGAGGGGGCACCAGAUACUACAGACCGUGGGUCAGCUGAGGGCACAAGUGAAGGGAUCCCCCUCCAGGAGAUCACCUGCCCUGUGGAAGAGACCAGGACUGACUCAGUACUGCAGGAAUUCCACGAGCAUCAUCACAGACUACUGCCCAACUGCAAAAAUGCUAUUCAUGUGAUCGAUGGGCCAGACCAUCGCUACUUCGUGGGCAUCAUAGACAUUUUUACCGUCUACAACUGGAAGAAAAAACUGGAGAACCUGUGGAAAAGCGUCCAUUUCCCAGGCAGGGCUUUUUCCACAGUUAGACCCAACAAGUACUCACGGAGGUUCAGCCAGUGGAUACAGGACCACACUCAAUGACAAAAUGCAGAAUAUAUUCAUCACUUGCUGUAUGACCCCCAGUGUCCACUGGAUGGAGUGUGACUCGUUCUGGCUCUGUCACAGGUGCUGCAGAUAAUUUGCUGUCAUGCCAGGUCUGUUUCUGCAGGAGCAGCUCGUGUCUCUGAAGUGUGAAAUUCAUUUUGAUUACAUAUACUGUAAAUACCUAUAAUCACAGUGUGAAUUAUACAAUGAUAAUCAGGGCAGUCAACUAUUUCUCCAGGGUGAAAGGGAACCCAGUACAGUGCAGGCAGAGCUUCAGUGAACUUUGGUGUUGGGCACACAUGUAUUUUAAUAUUGUUCAAUCCAACCAGGUAAAACUGGAUUUCUGAGUGAAGACAAAGAGGGUGUCUAUUAUAAAAACUAAUGUUAAAGGUAAAAGAUGAACUAAACCAACACACCAAAUGAAAUAAUAGACUCUAUAUUGAUGUCAAAACGUAGCUACAACUAAUCUGCCACUGUCUCACUGCACAUG